Messenger RNA from Medicago truncatula (barrel medic), 1307 nucleotides. RefSeq lists its product as uncharacterized. The coding region runs from base 1 to 1038 and encodes 345 amino acids. Lineage: Eukaryota; Viridiplantae; Streptophyta; Magnoliopsida; Fabales; Fabaceae. The record is from RefSeq and is a predicted model, not a curated record. The transcript is spliced from 7 exons.
AUGGCUAGUUUUCUGACUGAUUUGGCGAAGUCUUAUGUGGUGCAAUUGAUAAAUGGGGUGAUCUCAGAGUCAAGUUAUAUAUGUUGCUUCCCGUGCAUUGCUAAUGAUUCUGAAGAAGAAAGAGCUAGAUUGGAAAUAGAAAGCACAACUGUUAAGCAACGUGUUGAUGGGGCAACAAGAAGAGGAGAGGAUGAGUUCAUGAAUGAGCAACAGUCACUUGAAGCAAUUGAUACUACCAUCAAAUCUUCUCAGGGAAAUAAAUUGGAGGGUUCUACAUCAGACAAAUUAGUAGGUGCAAAGAAUGAGCCACCUGUACAACAAGUUUCUCCUAAACAAAAGGGUGUUGAAAUAAGUGUUGAAGAAGGAACUACAUCAGCUAAUGCCAAUACAAAAACUUCAUCACCUCAUUCAAAAGAAGAUGGUGAUGUUACCACUCAAGAUGUUGAUGUUAAACUUUGGCAGGAAACUAGUAACACUAAUAUUAAUCAAGCUUUUCUAAAUGAUGAUGUUGCCAUGAAAGUAAGCUCAAAUAUUCAGAAUGAGUUUCCUAAGGAUGAAGAAAUAUUAGUUUCCAAAUCAAGACUCUCUUGUAUUCCAUCUCAGUCUCCUUCAAAGCCUUCUGAAGGGGACCCUUCUCAAUUAGAUGAAGAUUUAAUUUCUUCUUUGGUUGUCACAAGGGAGCUUGAAAAUCUAGUCUCCAAGAAUCAUUUGGCUAUUGAUAACAUGUCCUUGUUGACCAAUUUCCUUGUUAACCAUCCUUCAAUUCUUUUAACGGACGCUUCACUAAGUAACAGAUACAAGGGUUAUGCCUACAACUGUCUAGCUGAGCUAUUGAAAUUCCUCCAAACUCAUAUUGUGUUGGAUGUGUUAGGUUCAAGCCAAUCUGAAUUUGUUGAGUUAUUACAAGAUGUGCGAAAAUGUGGUUUUGAUAAGGAUUGGUUGGAUCGUGUUGAAAAGCGCGCUUUGUUUCCUGAUUUACAAUUCUCUCAAAAUGCAUUGCAAAAGAUAUUGGAUUCCCAGCAAAACAAAGGAAGCUGAAGAGAUGCGUUUACAGAUUAACAUUUUAAAUCAACAUGUGGAAGAUCUUAAGCAACAAUUGACAGUUUCUGAAGCUAUUUUGGAGACUAUCAUUCAACAGAAAACACAAGUUUUAGAAACUAAGGCUGCUUUAAGUGCUCCUCUUUGCUAUUAGACUAUAUUUUGUUGUUGGAGCAUUUUAUCAUUGAAUAUUAUUUAUUUCCUAGGUAGUUUAUGUAUUUCUCAUUUGAAAUGAAGUAUUGUGUUUGUGUAUUUAAUAUCCAUUGGUU